AUGUUCUACUUCAGUAUGAAUUUCUCUUUUACACGCACACAGACGCUUACUCGACUGCGACUGUUGGCUCAUGUGUUCGUGGGUCUUCUGAUCGGACUGCUCUACUUCAACAUAGGCAAUCAGGGCACUCUGGUUAUCAACAAUGCGGCAUUUAUCUUCUUCUCCGUCCUCUUUAUCAUGUUCUCUUCCCUGAUGCCCACCGUCAUGACCUUUUUCCGCAUCUGUCUGCAAUUUUUUCUCUUAAAAGCAGCUGUUGCAGUAGGCCUAAAUACUGGUUAG
This is a messenger RNA of Dibothriocephalus latus, 279 nucleotides long. Lineage: Eukaryota; Metazoa; Platyhelminthes; Cestoda; Diphyllobothriidea; Diphyllobothriidae. The record is from the annotation of a GenBank genome assembly.